AGUGACUGCGGCCCACACGUGUUUGUAUCACUGAGCGACUGAGGCCCACACCUUCCAGUACUUAAAGCCUGGCCGAAAGACUGCCAACAUAUCUUUCUUGGAAUUGAGGGUAGCGUCGACCUGUCUUCCAUCGGCGUAUUGAGUUCAGAUACUCUGUUCAUCGGCCUUCCUCCACCACACUGUGCACGUAGGUGCGAAUCAACAGCCUCAAUUUCAGGCAAAGAAAUUUUCGAAAUGGCAAACGCCCGCUCUGCAAAAGAUGUCAUUGCUGCCCUGAACCUCAAGCCACACCCGGAAAAGGGCUACUUCAUCGAGACAUUUCGGGAUCCUCAUCUGUCAUCAGAUAACCGGUCCCCCGGUACCUGCAUCUACUACCUCCUUGAGGGCGAGUCAGGACUCUCUCACUGGCAUCGAGUUCUAGAUGCUACCGAGGUCUGGCACUACUAUGCGGGUGCUCCGUUGAAGCUUUCUCUUUCCUGGGAUGACGGGACGCCCCUGAAGGACAUUGUUCUGGGGAACGACCUGUGGGAUGGACAAAGACCUCAGGCUAUCGUCGAAUUGGGACAGUGGCAGCACGCAAAGAGUCUGGGGGAGUGGACGCUGGUGGGAUGCACCGUCUCCCCGGCCUUCACAAUGGAGUCAUUCGAGAUGGCCAAGGAAGGCUGGGAGCCCCGCGGGGCAGCGGGCGCCUGAUGCAAGUAAGCAACCAACGCCUGCAUGAAACACAAAUACUUCCUGUUGGCUGCUGGCUGUUGGGUGGGGAGGAAACAACGCGGGUUUCCACUCCAGAAAUGGUAUUUCACAAUGCAUGCCAAGUUCCAAAAUUGUACAGACUCGUGGGCCGAUCAUCUUGUUUUGGUGCAGUUCCGUUUCGUUGUGCGAAUCAAUGAUGACUUGGCCUGCUCAUUGAAUGAGUACGACUUGUCACAUUAUGUGGCUGCUGAGUAACUGCUGCAUGUGUGCGACCUUUAGGUGGGUGGCCAUGCACUACGCUCCACAUCAUACUGCAUACGUCGAAGCCUUAUCCGCCUCUGUGGUUGCGAGAUCCGCGGCGGAUAUUACCUGAAUUUCC
Messenger RNA from Diaporthe batatas, 1072 nucleotides. RefSeq lists its product as uncharacterized. Gene Ontology annotation, cellular component: intracellular anatomical structure. The record is from RefSeq and is a predicted model, not a curated record. The coding region runs from base 235 to 693 and encodes 152 amino acids. Lineage: Eukaryota; Fungi; Ascomycota; Sordariomycetes; Diaporthales; Diaporthaceae. The transcript is spliced from 2 exons.